AUGCCUGCUGCCUGUGAAUCAGUGCUUGAAGAUAUCGAAGAUAUUGUGUCAGCAGAAGAUUUGAAACCACACGAUCGGCAGUUUGUAAGAAAGAAUGUUUUUCCCAAAGUGCGAAAACGCCAUUCACAGAAAAAUAUUGAGAUGGACGAUGAUCCCCCAAGCGACAGCAUUAUUCCCGGUGCUCAGAAAAUCUGGAUUCGUACGUGGGGAUGUUCUCACAAUAAUUCGGAUGGUGAAUACAUGGCUGGACAGCUGGCUGCAUAUGGGUACAAAAUUACAGGCCACACGUGUGGACGCACAGACAAGAAGCCCGUGUCCCCUCCGCUUGCGCUUGUGGGAGAGCUCGAUGGUUCCGUCGUGUUUGUAGCUGAGACUCUCGGCUGC
Molecule: messenger RNA, 384 nt
Organism: Apaloderma vittatum (bar-tailed trogon)
Lineage: Eukaryota; Metazoa; Chordata; Aves; Trogoniformes; Trogonidae
Gene: CDKAL1
Product: CDK5 regulatory subunit associated protein 1-like 1
Exons: 3
Biological process (GO): tRNA methylthiolation
Cellular component (GO): endoplasmic reticulum
Molecular function (GO): tRNA (N(6)-L-threonylcarbamoyladenosine(37)-C(2))-methylthiotransferase activity; 4 iron, 4 sulfur cluster binding
Source: RefSeq, a predicted model, not a curated record